Molecule: messenger RNA, 635 nt
Organism: Blastocystis hominis
Lineage: Eukaryota; Bigyra; Opalinata; Blastocystidae
Exons: 4
Coding region: 30-635 (201 amino acids)
Source: RefSeq, a predicted model, not a curated record
GAUCUCUCGAUCGAAUUGGUCGGACCGAUAUGCUAUCUUUGCUUGUCCUUCUAAUAAUAAUCGUAUUGUCGAAUGCGGAAGAUCUCACUGUCGGAGAUCAUCUGCAUGUUUCUCUUCAAUUUCUUCACCAAGAUACACGAACCAAGUGGAUAUCGUUUCCUGCAAACCAAUUACCUCUGUUUAUGAAGCGAAGCACUUCCGUAAUUCCAGUAUCCCUUUCAGAGAUGAAGAUCAACACAUUAAAACCCUUGAAAGUCUGCUUUGAGCUUACCGACAUGCACAUACAAACGUCUUGGAUCACGGUGUAUGAUGGUCGCGGAGUGUUUGCGGAGAAUGUGAAUUUGCUUAUUCUCGUUCGAGACAAAAACGUUGUGUGGGUAGACGUUGAAGUAGAAUACUACAAGUCCAUUUUCCACACGGGCGACCCGCUCCCUGGGAUGAUCAAUGUAAACUUUAAGUGGAACGUGGAGUACUCUUACAACAGUGAUCGGGGAUUUGUGGUGGUGAUGUGGUGUUCUAUGGUUAUAACGACACUGACCGUGCUGGGCGUUAUCUACGUCUCCGAGAAGCAAUACGUAAACGAGAUCCGAAAACAGCAAUUUAGGCAGCCAAUAAAAACGACAAAGUCAGAUUAG